This is a messenger RNA of Trichoderma gamsii, 4137 nucleotides long. RefSeq lists its product as hypothetical. The transcript is spliced from 3 exons. Gene Ontology annotation, biological process: actin cortical patch assembly; endocytosis; endosomal transport. Bases 1 to 4137 code for a protein of 1378 amino acids. NCBI's taxonomy places the organism in Eukaryota, Fungi, Ascomycota, Sordariomycetes, Hypocreales, Hypocreaceae. The record is from RefSeq and is a predicted model, not a curated record. Gene Ontology annotation, cellular component: actin cortical patch; plasma membrane; cytoplasm. Gene Ontology annotation, molecular function: calcium ion binding; protein binding.
AUGCCGUCGAUGCCUCCUCAGUUCCAGCAGCAGUACCAGCAGCAGCAACAGCUACAACAGCCUCAACUACAGCAGCAGGUGCCUCAGCCGACUGGGUUUCCGGCUCCGCAGCAACAGCAGCAGCAGCAGCCGCCCCAGCAGCAGCCCCAGCCAACGAGCUCGACCAUCUCUCCCCCUCCGAUUAAGCCGCAGCCAACUGGAUUUGCGGAAGUGGCUGCGUCUUUCCAGACUGGGGGCACGGCCAAGCCCCAGGGACGAAGAGCCGAUAAGUCAAAGACCAAGAUUCCCAACAUUAGACUGUCUUUCAUCACGGCCGCCGACCAAGCAAAGUUCGAGACACUGUUCAAGUCUGCUGUGGGAGAUGGCUCGGCGACAAUGUCUGGAGACAAGGCUAGAGACCUUUUGCUGCGGUCUAAGCUGGAUGGCGACGCGCUGUCGCAUAUUUGGGGCCAUUUUAGGACGCUGGCUGAUACCACGCGAGCGGGACAACUCUACUUUCCUGAAUUCGCCCUCGCCAUGUAUCUUUGCAAUCUGAAGCUUACAGGCAAGACAUUGCCACCUACUCUGCCUGAGCACGUCAAAAACGAGGUUUCCAGCAUGGUUGAUAUCAUUAGCUUUGCUGUUCCGGACGAAGGCCCCGUGACGAGCCACGCAAACGUGCCCACCAUCGAGCAGCCGACGCCGCAGCCGCCUCCACCGUCAAACUCCCAGAUUCUGCAAGCGCAGAUGACAGGCUUUCCUGGAGCGCAGCAGCAGCAAGGCUUCGGAGGCCAAUCGCAAGGCCUUCAGCCACAGCCGACGGGUUUCGCCAACUUACAGAACCCUCAACCGACAGGAUACGGCGGCCCUCUUCCUCCGUUGCCUCCUAUGCCCACUGGAUUCGGUGGACCUGGGGGCAUGGCAGCACCAUUGAAUGCUCAACCCACGGGACGGCCCGGCCAGUGGGGUCUAGUUAAUGCUCCUGCGACUGGACUGCCCAACAUUGACGCACUGCAUGCUCGUAUGAUGCCUCAGGCCGGCCGCGAAGCCGGCUCUUACACCACCGCUGGUCUUCAAGGCAAUGCUGUUAUUCCAUGGGCUAUUACUAAAGAGGAGAAGACUAGAUAUGAUGCUUUGUUCAAGGCAUGGGACGGACUCAACAAGGGCUAUAUCGGCGGUGACCAAGCCAUUGAGAUCUUUGGCCAGAGUGGUCUUGAGAAGCCUGAUUUGGAGAGAGUCUGGACACUGGCUGACCACGGCAACAAAGGCCGACUGAACCUGGAUGAAUUCGCCGUUGCCAUGCAUUUGAUCUACAGAAAGCUGAAUGGAUACCCCAUGCCCAACGUUUUGCCCGCGGAACUUGUACCUCCUUCUACUCGCAACUUUAGCCAGUCCAUUGGUACUCUGAAGUCCCUGCUGCACGAAGAAUCAGACCAUCGUAAGAACUCUGGUGCUGCGCUGCUACCGCAAAAGACUGGUGUCAGUUAUAUGAAGAACCGCUCAUUCAGAGGCAGCCCUGCCCCUGCUGCAGGCGGACGUAAGGAUGCCACAGUGUUUAGGAACGACGACGAGGACUUUGGCUACAGGUCUAGUGCUCGCCGGAGGCUUGGGGGGGCUAAUUCACCCAGACCUGAAUCUCCAGGCACGUCUUCUGUUGGAUCCAACGAUGAUCUGACUCUCGAUGAGUUGAGGAAGAAGGUCAAGGAGAAGCAAAUCUUGCUCGACGCUAUGGAUUUUGCCGAUGAGAAGAACCAUGAAGAGGACGACAUUUUGGACCGACGCGAUCGGCGUGAGGCGGAGGAACUCUACCGCCGCAUUCGACGCAUUCAGGACGAUAUUGACUCGCAUCCAGAUGCCGCACUGGCUGUUGGUAACUCCGACGCUGAGACAAGGGCUCUGAAGCGCCAGCUCCAGAAGCUCACAGACAGAGUCCCUGAGCUUGCUUCGCAGGUGCGAAAGGCGGAGAAAGCUAUCAUGGACGCCAGACUCGAGCUCUUCCGUCUCAAGGAUGCUAAGGCUCACCCUGGCAGUGCGUUGUCCAUCGUGGGAACUGGUCCUGGUGGCUCAGUGACUGAGUCAGACCGACUCAAGGCUCGUGCAAAGGCCAUGAUGCAACAGAGAACUGCUGCCUUGACAGGUAAGAAGAUUGAGACUGCUUCCGAAGACCUGGACGCCCCCAAGAGGCUUGAGGAAGAAAGCAUCAAGGUCAGAAAUGAGAAGGAGAGCAAUGAGCGCAUGGUCCAUGAUGUCGAGGACAGCGUCCGUGACUUUUCGCGCAGCAUUGAGGACAGCCUCAACGAUACUGGAAAGGACAAUAGCAGCGAGCAUGAGAGACGUCGCUGGGAGGAUGCCCUCGGUGUCGAAGACGAGGUUCGAGACUUCAUCUUUGAUCUCCAGCGCGAGAGCCGCGCUGCUCGCGUCCGAGCUCAGGAUAAGCGCAAUGCACGACCUUCAGCAGCGGACGAGGCUCCUCGAGAACGAGAACGAGAACGAGCUGCUCUGUCCCCUCAGCCAGCGGAGAGCCCUGCUCCCACCUCGCGCACCGCCACUCCUUCUUCCACAGCUGGUGGUGGCUCAUACUCUUCGUACAAGACGCCAGAAGAGCGUGCUGCCUUUAUCAAGCAGCAAGCUGAACAGCGCAUGGCUGAGCGCCUUGCGGCACUGGGCAUCAAGGCACCGACUAAGCCUGGAGAAAGCGCUGCUCAGCGCAUAGAACGUGAAAGAUCUGAACGAGCUGCCAAGUUGCGCCAAGCCGAGGAAGAUGACGCUCGCAGAGAGGCCGAGCGACAGGCUCGACUGAACGAGGAACAGGGUAUCCCCCCUCCCGCCGUGGAAGAGCCACAGUCAGCUGCUAAGAAGCCACCACCACCUCCUACCAGGAAAGGAGGAAAGGGUGAUGGUGGCGAGGCAGCUGCGGCGAAGAAGGCGGAGGAAGAUGCUGCCAAGGCCGCUGAGGAGCAACGCCUCGCCCGUGAGCACGAGCAGCAACAGCGGGAAAACGAACAGCUGCAGCAACAAGUCCAUGAGGAAGAGGACGAGUUCGCAGCAGAGCAGCGUGCGGCUGAUGAACGACUUAAGGCUCUGGAGGAACAGGUUCGACAGGGUAAGCUACGAAAGGAAGAAGAGAAGAAGAAGAAGAAGGCGGCUUUGGCGGAAGCCAAGGAAAAAGAGGCCAAGCUAGCUGCUCGCCGCGCAGAGAUGGAGGCUGCCAAGCAGCGUGAACUUGAAUUACAGCGCCAACUCGAAGCUAUCGAUGACGACAGCUCGUCUUCCGAUGAAGAGGAGAGCCGCGAGCAAGCCACACCGCCGGCGUCGACACCUACGCUUGGAGGUAGCCAGGUCAGCAACCCAGAGCCUGAGAGAGUAAGCUCGCCGCCGGUUGCUGCUGCACCAGUCGCAGCCCCAGCUUCGGCAGCCUCUCCUCCACCCGUUCCCACGGUGGUAACCUCUCCUCCAGCCGAGCCUGAGAGCAAGAACCCCUAUUUCAAGAUGAUGUCGCAGUCAUCAGAAGCUUCUUCUCCAGCCGUGCCAAAGGAGGCCACUACGCCAGCAGCCGAUGUUUCCACCAAUCCUUUCCACCGCAUGACACAAGAUAUCAAGGCAGCCCCUGUGCCAACUGCUGCACCCACUCAGCCUUGGUCUCGCAAGCGAGCUGAUUCUGAUGACUGGGGCUCAGACAGCAGGUCGUCUGACGACGAAGAUUCUGACGAUGACCGGCCUGGCGCCGGCAAUGCUGCCCAACUGGCGUCUAUCCUGUUUGGCACCAUGGCACCACCCAGGCCGCUGUCUGCUGCUGGCAGAGACUCGUCUCCAUCCACGCCUGCUCCGGCCAACGAUGCGGUAGCCUCUGCUCCGCCUCUGCCGAACGGAACUCCUGUUGGUGCUCCUCCUCCUCCGCCACCCCCGAUGCCCGAUGCUGGAUCACCGCCGCCUCCACCGCCAAUGGCUCCCAUCGGAGGUCCUCCUCCUCCUCCGGCUUUGCCUGGUGGCAUCCCUCCCCCGCCUCCCCCUCCUCCUCCUGGUGAUGCUCCAUCACUGCCGGCAGCUGGCGGUCGCCCUGCUGGCUUUUUGGGAGAGAUUCAGGCUGGAAGAGCCCUCAAGAAGACGACGACCAAGGACAAGAGCGCAUCUACCGUUGCUGGUCGGGUUUUGGAAUGA